Molecule: messenger RNA, 696 nt
Organism: Hypoxylon fragiforme
Lineage: Eukaryota; Fungi; Ascomycota; Sordariomycetes; Xylariales; Hypoxylaceae
Product: adenylylsulfate kinase
Exons: 2
Coding region: 1-696 (231 amino acids)
Biological process (GO): sulfate assimilation
Molecular function (GO): ATP binding; adenylylsulfate kinase activity
Source: RefSeq, a predicted model, not a curated record
AUGGCGACAAACAUCACCUGGCACCCCUCCCUCUCGCGCCACGAGCGCAACACCUUCCGGGGCCAGCGCGGCUUCACCCUCUGGUUCACCGGCCUCAGCGCGUCCGGCAAAUCCACCGUCGCCACCGCGCUGGAGCAGCACCUUCUGCACCUCGGCCUCUCGGCCUACCGCCUCGACGGCGACAACGUGCGGUUCGGGCUGAACAAGGACCUGGGCUUCAGCGAGCGGGACCGCAACGAGAACAUCCGGCGCAUCGGCGAGGUCGCCAAGCUCUUCGCCGACGCCUCCACCAUCGCCCUCACCUCCUUCAUCUCGCCCUUCCGCGCCGACCGCCAGCUCGCGCGCGACCUGCACACCUCCUCCAACACCAACGGCGACGACCCCAUCCCCUUCAUCGAGGUCUACGUCGACGUCCCCAUCUCCGUCGCCGAGCAGCGCGACCCCAAGGGCCUGUACAAGAAGGCGCGCGCCGGCGAGAUCAAGGAGUUCACCGGCAUCAGCAGCCCCUACGAGGCCCCCGAGCACCCCGAGAUCACCAUCCGCACCCACGAGAGCUCCGUCGAGGAGUGCGUCGCCCAGAUCGUGCGCUGGCUCGAGGAGAAGGAGCUGAUCCCCGCCGACAAGAAGACCGGUGUGCCUACCACGACCCCCGCCGAGGCGGCCGGGAUCUCGGGGAAUGCGGCGCUUGCUUCGUGA